CCGCAAAACUCUUCUUUUUAGGUCUCAGCAUAUCGUCGUCUCUCUCUAGAAAACACAACACAGCUUAUAUUUCUCUCUCUAGAAUCUUCUCUCUUUGCGAUGGCUUCAACGCGUGAGGGCCACUAUAGAGGAGUGAGGAAGCGCCCAUGGGGCCGGUAUGCGGCGGAGAUACGUGACCCGUGGAAGAAAACCCGGGUUUGGUUGGGCACUUUUGACACCCCUGAGGAAGCUGCGCUAGCUUACGACGGCGCCGCCAGGUCCCUCCGCGGUACAAAGGCGAAGACCAACUUUCCGGUCGCGCCGCUUGGUCAUCACUUGGAUCUCAACCUUCCUUCAGAUCAUCGGUGGGUCUCUCCGUCAGGCACUCUUGUGAUAAAUGACUUCCUCCGGACUGGAGUGCUCAAAGAUGCGAGUUUCAAGGCUGGCGAUAAUAGCUCAUCUCCAGUGGGCAAUGGCGGGCACGUAGCCACCUCAUCUGGGCCUCCGGUGUUGGAAGGCGACGGUCCCGUGAAAUAUUUUGGGAUUGCGAGACGUGGGUUGCCCAUUGACUUGAACGAGCCUCCACCCUUGUGGAUGUAACUAGGUAUUUUACUAAAGGUGUUACACAAUGCACCGGCAAGGUUCUGUAUUUAACAUUUUCCGGCGAUGUUGAUGUUUUCAAGAAGUUGCUUAUAGUUUUCUUGGACUUAUGGAAAAGAUCACUAUGAGAAUCUAGUAUGUAUGUGUAUAUCUCAUCUUCAAGCUUGAUCGUUAUUAAUUAUGUUGAAAUUUAUCCAUUCGAGUGGUUC
This is a messenger RNA of Olea europaea var. sylvestris, 788 nucleotides long. RefSeq names its product ethylene-responsive transcription factor 12-like. The record is from RefSeq and is a predicted model, not a curated record. Gene Ontology annotation, biological process: regulation of DNA-templated transcription. Lineage: Eukaryota; Viridiplantae; Streptophyta; Magnoliopsida; Lamiales; Oleaceae. The transcript has a single exon. The coding region runs from base 100 to 579 and encodes 159 amino acids. Gene Ontology annotation, molecular function: DNA-binding transcription factor activity; DNA binding.